CAAGAAAUAUCGCAACCGUGUCUGCGGAUCAUGUCGAUCGUCCUCUUUUUGGCAUGGAAAAUUGUUGAAUUUAAAUCGAUCUCUUCUCUUCAACUCGAAAUGCACAAGAACGCCUCCUCGAAAGAAGUCGCAGUCUUAGGGUUCUUUCCUGUUUCCGACUAAAUUAAUUGGCUUCCCCCCGAAGACGAAAUUCACGCCUACAUGGAAGACUGCUGUGCUGUGUGCGCCGAAACCCUCGAGUGGAUCGCCUAUGGAUCAUGCGGCCAUCGCGAACUGUGCUCAACCUGCGUUGUACGCCUCCGAUUCAUCCUUGGCGACCGUCACUGCUGCAUAUGCAAAACCGAUUGCCCCACCGUCUUUGUAACCAAGGCGUUGGGGAAUUUCACCGAGGCAAAAUCAGAUUUUUCAGAAUUCCCACCCGGUGUUAGUGAAGGCCAGCAUGGUAAAUACUGGUACCAUGAGGACUCUCAGGCAUAUUUUAAUGAUGUGGACCAUUACAGAAUGAUAAGAGCAAUGUGCAGGCUUUCUUGUAGUAUAUGUGAUAAUAAUGCAGCUGACCAAAAGAGAGAUGGCAACAGAAGGAACAAAUUUAGGAAUAUAGAGCAAUUGAAAGGUCAUCUCUAUCAUCAACACAAGAUGUUUAUGUGCAGCCUAUGUCUGCAAAGCAGAAAGGUAUUUAUUUCUGAGCAAAAGCUUUACAAUAGAUCACAGCUGAGGCAACACAAUAGUAGCGGUGAUUCGAAAGCUGAUGGAAAUGAGAGUGAACGUGGCGGCUUCACAGGGCAUCCCAUAUGUGAAUUCUGUAGAAACCCUUUUUAUGGGGAUACUGAACUUUACAUGCACAUGUCUACAGAACAUUAUACAUGCCACAUUUGCCAAAGGCAACACCCUGGUCAAUAUGACUACUAUAGGAACUACGAUGACUUGGAGGAGCAUUUCCGACAAGUGCAUUUUUUAUGUGAACAUGAAGCAUGUCUCGCAAAGAAAUUUGUUGUCUUUCAAUCUGAAGUUGAGAUGAAGAGGCAUAAUACUAUCGAACAUAGUGGCUUGUCUCGCUCCAAAAGGAAUGCUGCUCUUCAGAUACCUGUUAGCUUCAGAUACCGAGGUAGUGCUGAAGAACAUCAACAACGAGGAAGGCGGCGUGGUUUUCAUCUGGACCCAAGUCAGUUAACCAUCCAAGGUAGUUCAGAGAUGGCAGCUGCGGAUGGGAGUUUGCACGAGUCAUCUUCUGUUAGUGGUAGAAUACAUAGUGACAUUGGAGAAACUAAUCAAUCUGAUAUGAUCACAAGUACCAUGGAAUCGCUAGCUGUCAGUUCACACCCUGAAGAACUAUCUUCAAUGUCGGAUGCAAACAACACCCAGAGUUUUGGAAGUGCUCCUGCUGUAGAAGAAAUUUCUUUUCCUCCCCUCUCUAAUUUUGUGCCGCCUGAGCCAACUUCCAGGUAUGCUCAGGCUCUUAAUCAAGGGAUCUCUGCCCGACUUGUUGAAGCAUCAUUUCCUCCUCUUCCAGGAGCGAAAGACAGCAUUAAACCAAUGAUAGCACCUGUGGCAGAGGGAUUAGCUGCAAAUACUAUUGCAGCUCGUCUUAAGCUACAUAGCAAAGUUGUGCACUCUGCUCGACCGAAAGCUUCACAAGAUCAUGAACAUGGUUACCCCAUUUCAGGAAGUUCUUUGGAGAUGAGGCCACAGACACGAAGUCAAAGUCCUGUAACAUCAAAUUCAAAUUUUAUAACUGGGAUUACAGCAAACCAGGUAUUUCCACCAGUAAGUUCUGCUAGUCCCCAGGUUCCAAUAUUAAGAGGAAAUGGAUUUGCAACCUCUAUUCCUAUCAGCUCUGUAUGGAAUUCACAUAGCUUGAAUAGAGCAAGGCUUUCUGCAUCAGCUCCUAACCCAAGCAUCAGUUGUCCUCCAAAUAAUCCUCCAUCCAGUAUCAUUUCUUCUGUCAAUUUAAACGGGGAAUUGUCCUCUAGCAAUGAAUCCUUGCAACAUGUGCAGAAUGUUCAGAUAGCAAACAAGUCUUUGGUAGAAAGUAUUCGUUCAGGCCUGGGAAUGGAUGAGGAAAAAUAUGCUGCAUUUAAAAUCAUUUCUACUGAAUAUCGCCAGGACCGUAUAGAUUCUUGGGAAUAUCUCUCUUAUGUUGAGCAGUUUGGCCUUUCACAUCUUGUUCUUGAUUUGGCUCGGCUCUGUCCUGAUUCUAAGAAGCAACAGGAACUGAUUGACGCUUACAAUGCAAAUGUAUGCCAUAUUGGUGUGCUAGAAAACAACAGCGGUAGGACGGCUGGAACACAUAAGGUUGAGAAGAGGCGAAAGGGAAAGGGCAAAGCUGUUGAAACCGCUCCUAAAGAUUCAUUGGCUGAUAACAAUUUAGACAAUGGUAGAGAGCUGCAGACAAGUGAUCAUUCUUUCAAGGAAAUGGAGGUCUUGUCGAAAGAUGGCUAUUACACUGCAAAAGUCCAACUUUCCUCAACCAGAGAGCAUAACACCACAGGCUCUAUGAUUGUAGAUGAUUCAAGCAGCCAAAGAAAAACUAUUACCGAUAACUCAGGUGGUGAAUUUGGCAGGAGAAAUCGCAAGUUAAAGUUUCAUAUAUUACCUUUAGACGAGGGUAAUGCCGAUGGGAACCCUAGAAGAAUCAGUGGGGAACACAGCACAGAUGACUCUAAUAGGGUACCUGUCCUAGGGGUUUGGCAUAAUGGUGGCGGACAUAGGCUUGUUUCUCAGAGCUAUGCCUCCAGAUGAGAUGCCCUUUUAGCAUUAUGGGCUGUGUAGUAAUUUUGGUAUGUGAGUCUGCUCAAGUCACAAUUUGCCCAAGUUGUGCGUGCAGAAGGGUGCAGAAAACUUGAGUGAAUUAGUUGUGGAGUUUUUUGAGACUUUGGAUCUGUUAUUGUAGUCCAGAAAUCGCAAGUGGUAAUAUAUGGUUUGUCCAUUUUUCAACCUUUUACAUUUUUAGCUUUCCAAUUUUUUGGUUAAAGAUUACUACAAAGUACAAGGCAUGCACAAUGUGGAUCACCGUUCUCUUUAAAGGAUCUUUUGUUCAUUUUUUUCGCUUAAAAUAUGCGCGCAUGUUAGAAUUUUUUGCUGUCAGCGAGCUUGGUGGAAAAUCAUCUUUCCAGCAAGGUUCUCUUUUUAUGGGAAUGUUGAGCAGAAGUUCUGAAUAUCACUUUGAGCCUACGUUUCCCCAAAAGAAUAAAGUUCUCAAAUAUUGGAAAAAAUCAUGCGGCCAUGUUAGUAAACUUUCCCAUCCUAGCCAUCAAUGCCAGGCUUUCCUAUAUUAUUGUUGCUAGCCUUUGAUCUAAAGUUUAGUAACACUGGUUGAGGCAAUAUCGUUCUCGGCUCCUGCCAAGCUGUAGUCUGUGUUCGAAGAGAGAACUUUAUUAUAAGCACCAUUUUGGGAGCCUAUUGGUGGAAUUGAGUCAUGGUGAUUUAUGAGUUCUUUUGAGCUCAACUCAUAAAUGGUACAAAAGUUGAGAUAACAAGUCAAGGAUGAAUUAGCCUCGACUUGUUAGCCUAU
Messenger RNA from Phalaenopsis equestris, 3511 nucleotides. RefSeq lists its product as uncharacterized. Gene Ontology annotation, molecular function: ribosome binding; ubiquitin protein ligase activity. NCBI's taxonomy places the organism in Eukaryota, Viridiplantae, Streptophyta, Magnoliopsida, Asparagales, Orchidaceae. The record is from RefSeq and is a predicted model, not a curated record. Gene Ontology annotation, biological process: rescue of stalled cytosolic ribosome; protein ubiquitination. Bases 202 to 2739 code for a protein of 845 amino acids. The transcript is spliced from 7 exons.